CCAGCACUUUCAAAGUAUGAUUCUUGCCGGCACUCGAAUCCUUUCCUGUUAAUCUCAUAUGCGAUAUUGUCAUAUUUAAUAAUUCGCACACUAGUUUCCAACUUAAAAAAUUACAAAAACUUCAUCGUAGUUGCCGCAAAGCGGCUGCGAUUAAUGCUCGCAGUUUUCACAACAUCGUUAUUUCCUCCGAAUCAAACACUACAACAUAUAUAUACAUGUUAUUAUCCACUUCUGUAUCAUCUCUUUGUGAGCUCAGCUAAAUCUGAAUCACCAGAUGUCAACUAACCAGAUUCUGAUGCUCACCGGGUAUUUUCUCAUAGGCGUGGCUCUAUUCUUUGCCCUAAUUCUCUGGUUUGGGAAAAAGAAGAAGAAGAAUAAGAAAGAGGCAAAAAAUGACGAUGAAAGUGCUUUAACGAAGCCAAUGGACCAACUAAAAGGUACGGCGAGCAAAUCUGAAAGCGGUGGUGCAGUUUCUUCGCAAUCUCUUGUGGUUGUUGGGAGUUCAGAGGCGAUGAAUGGGCUAAAAUUUGAGGAGUUGCUGAAAGCUCCGGCGGAGUUGCUUGGAAGAGGAAAGCAUGGGAGUUUGUACAAGGUGAUGUGUGAGAAUCCCAGGAUGAGCUUGACUGUGAAAAGGAUCAAGGAUUGGGGAAUAACAGGCCAUGAUUUCAAGGAGCGAAUGGAGAGAUUGAGGGAAUUGAAGCACCCAAACGUGCUGCCUGCACUUGCCUUUUACUCUUCCACCCUAGAAAAGCUUUUGGUGUAUGACUAUCAGCAAAACGGGAGCCUUCUCGGACUUGUACAAGGCAUCCAGAUGGGCAAAGCCUUUGAUUGGAGUAGAAGACUUAGCGUUGCAGGCAGCAUAGCCGAUACCUUAUCUUUCAUGCAUAAUGAGCUUAAAGAAGAUGGAAUUGCUCACGGAAACUUCAAAUCCUCAAACAUUCUGUUCAACCACAACAUGGAGCCCUGCAUUAGCGAGUAUGGCCUAAUGUCAUUGCCAGCAGAGGCAGCCAUCUCAGAACCCCAACAAAACCCCUUCAAACAAGACAUCUAUGGGCUUGGAGUGAUCCUUCUGGAGCUGCUAACGGGGAAGAUGAAUAUGAUGAUGGCCCAGAACAAUGGACAAAACCUGGCUAGUUGGGCUCUUGGUGUUCUUAGAGAAGAAUGGACAGUGGAAGUUUUUGACAGGGCUUUAAUCCAAGAAGGAGCAAGCGAGGGAAGGAUAGUUGGUCUGCUGCAAGUGGCUGUGAAAUGCGUUAAUCCUUCCCCGGAGGUCCGGCCUAGCAUUCACCAAGUUGCUACCAUGAUUAGAAGCAUUCAAGAGGAGGAAGAGAGGUCCAUAGACUCUUCUCAAAUUAAAGCUUCACAACGUGACCACUACGACAAAAACUUGUGUGAGGAUCCGUGAGGCAAGUCAGAUUGUAAACAGCUGGGUGUGUAAGUAUCACAAAGUGACUGUACAUCAGCUCACCAUAGUGUGUAUGUAUUAUGUGUACCUAAGAGUUGAAACGCAUCACAUUAUAGACUUGCAGAAGGAUGCCAUAAACUCUAAUGUACUAUUUGUACCAUAGUCUUUAGUAUCAAAUUUAAUUUAAGUUUAUCUUA
Ipomoea triloba (trilobed morning glory) is the source of this 1602-nucleotide messenger RNA. Its product is annotated as probable inactive receptor kinase At2g26730. The transcript is spliced from 2 exons. Gene Ontology annotation, biological process: protein phosphorylation. The record is from RefSeq and is a predicted model, not a curated record. Gene Ontology annotation, molecular function: protein kinase activity; ATP binding. Bases 275 to 1405 code for a protein of 376 amino acids. Lineage: Eukaryota; Viridiplantae; Streptophyta; Magnoliopsida; Solanales; Convolvulaceae.